AAAAAACCUCUUCCUUUUGAAACCCUUGGUAAUAUUAGUUAUUCUGUGAAAGAAAGGUCAUGUUUUAUGUACCGAAUGGUACCCCAAGUGCCGGAAGCAGUGACAGUGGGGAUGGCGGACUUCCGAGCACUUCCAAAAACCUCGCUGGAUUGUUGGACGAACAACGAAAAAAAGGCAUCGGUGCUGCUGUACUCACCAUUACAGGUAAAAUAGCCAAAUUCCUACCAUGAACUUGUUUUUCGAACAAUAGAGACGAGCAAAAAAUAGCUUAUUGCGAGUUCUAUUGUCGUUUUAUGCCCGCUUCUUUUUGGUCUUAAGAACAUACAUGUACAAUAACCAAAACUGUAAGCUUAUUUAUGUAACCUUAAUGAGUUUUAAUUAAAUGUCUCUUUCGCUUUGCUGAAUUCGUGGCGAAAUUCCAGCUGAGAACUGUUGUUCUAACGUUUACAGUUCUGGUUGUUAUCUUAAAAUUACCAUAAUGCGGAAUGGAACGUUCCAUCUUUUGAAGGUGGUUUUGUCAAUAUAACUUGAAUUGAAAAAUGGCUUUUGCCUUUCUGAUAGCAACCGCCUCUGUUUUGGUUAUAAAUUGGAAAAACGUAAGCUAUAAUAAUACUGUGCGAACAUGAUGUAACUUUAAAGGUUAAAUUUGCAUAGAAGCUCAUUUGUCUUUAAAAAUAUUUCAAAAAAUAAUUGUUCCAUAACAAUUAACAUUGCAUAAAUGAGCCAAAUAUUGUCUUACCAAGAAGUUAUAAAUAAAUUACGUUGAAAGAGCACAAUAUGGGUGACCAUGUGCUUCUUACAAAUUAUACAGGCCUCAGUUGCUCAAAGGUUGGUUAACACUAUCCUCCGGAUAAAUUUCCAUUCAGUGGAUAAUGCAAUAAGGUUUUCCUAAUACUUAUCCCCCGGAUAGUGAUCCAGUGGAUCGUGCUAUCCAAAGUCUAGGUCUAUUAUAAGCUGGAAGUCCCGUGUCAAUACUCGAGCCAUUUGUAUAAAGGUCAUCACUUGAAAGUAUGACAUUGCGUGACCAUUCAGCUAAUGAUGAGGGUAAGACUUGUUUUCAAGGCUUUUUUUUGUGGGAUAGAUAUUUUGUGCAAAUUCUUUUUAGCUAGAGUUUGUUUACAGCCCUUUUGGAGAUGGAGAAAAGUGUAAAAAAUAUUAUUUUUGCGGGGAAAAAAUACAUGUAGUAAGAUUUACAGGUAUGUUCUAGGAACUUUUUUAGGUGAUGCUAUUAGCUUGAAGGUCUUCUUUUAGUUUAAGGACUUUGCUUCAAAUAUAUUUGAAAUGGUUUUUCUUUGUAACAGUUGUUGAGGGGAGAAAUCUUCCUGUAAUGGACCCUACCGGCAAAUCAGAUCCAUACUGUAUUGUUAUUGUUGGUAAUCAAGAGCAGCGGACAUCUGUACAGUACAGCACAGUCAACCCAACUUGGCAUGAGACAUUACAGUUUGACAUAAGUGGUGUACCACAGCUGAUGCAGAAUGAACCAGGUGAGAAGAUGACUCUGAUUUACCUACAGCUGUAUAAUCCAUUCAGCCAUGAAUUUUGAGGAAAUAAAUUGAUAGCUUUAAAAAAUUUGAGUUGUACACACCAACAAAAUACUCCUGCAUGUUGCAUUUUGUGAUGUCACACAGGGCUGUCAUUAAGUUUUUAAGCAGCUGUAGCAAAUGAAAUUUUUUCAAAAUUGAUUGAUUACCCGACUUUAAACAUAUGUCACAGGUCAAAUUUGAUUUCUGGUUAAGAUUUUUUAACCUUAGUUGAUUCUCGAUUUCUUUUGUCUUCUGGGGCUAGGAGAAUCAAGAGUCAGUCUAGGUUAAAUCAAAAUUAACCUGAAAUCAAAUUUAACCAGUAACAUACACUUAAUUUAUGGCUCUUAUAUGUGACUUUACCUUCAUACAUUGCUAAAUAAAUACAAUACAAAAACUUUGCACUACCGAUAAUCCGCAAUGGCGACACUCUAGCAAAUGAAGACUCACCUGUAAAAUCUCACUAAAAAAUUAUAGUGUCACCUGUAACUUUUCACUUUGACCACUAAGAGCUCAGCUGAAACAGGUGUUAUGGGUUACUGCCCUUCAAGACAGCUCUGUCACAAGCAUGGGACGGAGAAUAAUCUGAGUCGCACAUUUGGAACAUUAGAAAUAAAACAACUUUCUAAUGUUUGGAAUGAUGGGUGUGUUCCUUUGGGAUGAUCCGGAUCACGAUCAGCGAUUCGAGAUCACUUGGAUCAUGGUAGAUCAAAUGAACCAAUGAAUCCUUGUCCAGAGUGGAUUCAUCAGUUCAUUUGAUCUACCAUGAUCGGAGUGAUUUCGGAUCACUGAUCCUGAUCAGAAUCAUCUCAAAGGAAUGCACCUAAUAUGUAAUGUUAGGGCUCUUUCCAAAAGUCAGAACUUGCAAGCCGGACCAUGACCAGACCGGUCAGUUUGACAAUUAAAUAGACUUGUUCCAAAACACUUUGUUGAAAAACCAUGCCCUUCAAGCAACUAUUUAGGAUUUGACUGAUCUGGCUGGAUAAGUUUUGAUCAAAAGUGAAAUUCUUAUUACGACAAGAAUGAUUUAGCCGGCAGUUCUGGUAAAUGGAAAGCGCCCUUGGUAUAUUACUCGAUAACAUUAUUUAGACUUCUCCAUUGAUUUUUAGUUGAGAAUGCACUCUUUUGCUGCCUCCAACACUACAUACAGAUUGAUCUGUGGGAUUAUGAUACUCUCAACCGUGAUGAUUUCAUGGGGCGAAUUCAAAUUCCACUAGCAUUCUUAACAGAAGACACAACAGCUUGUUGGUAUCCUCUAGGAAGAAGCUCCGCUAAAGACAAUAUCUGUGGUGAAGUUUUCCUAGAGUUGACUUUGAAAGCUUCUCAGGUAUGAAUUAACAUUCUUUGAGAAGUGAUGGAUACAGUUACACUGAAAAUGAUAUUGAUGCUGAUAAGGAUAACGAUAACGGUUGGUCAAUGGACAAUGUCUGGCUAAGAUGACCAUUUGUCUGGACAAACUUUUGUUUUGUGGUCAUUUUGACCAGAGAUUGUUAAUAAGUGACCAGAAAAAAAUUUCACAUCAUUACAUUUCAAGUGGACAAGCAUCUUUUUUAACUCGUGAAUGCCCAAAGGGCAUUUCACUAAGUUAUCACUGUGGGGUUGAGAUAAGUAUGCAAAUGAAUCACUCACUCAAGGUGGAUCAUCUUCAUUUCGAGAGACUUUGCUGCCUAAUAUGAAAACAACAUAUCGUUGUUGUUGCUGAAGUGUACUUUGGGCAACUUAAGUGUGCAUUUACUCACGCCACCUCAUGAGAGAACACUGGGAAUAGUGUUGUCACGCAUCACAUUUGCUACGGAAACAUCAACAGUACUCGCUGUUGAGUUUAUCAGUUCAGAUGGUCAUGUACAGCCAUGCAGUAUAAACUUUACAUUGUAUGCUAUGAGUAUCUCGAUCAUAAGCACUGCUGGCACGGCUUAAAUUUCCAGUAACAUGACAAAGGAAAAAUGCUUUCGAUAAAUCGCACAAUUAAUGAGGCUUGUUAUUUAUUUUUGAGUACCCCAAUCACCGUGGUGUGUCUCUGGUGAGUAUUAUGGACUUAUAGUCUGUACCAAAAGGUCGUCUUCAAAGGCAUUUUAUGCCAAAAGUCCGGCUAAUUAUGCUAAGGGAAACGUAAGCUCAUGUUAAUUGAUAAUCUUUUAAUUUUGAAAAUGUGAUCUGCGUCUUCCAACACUUGUUUACUCAAACUCAGACUAGUCCAACAUAGUCUUCCAGUUUCAUUUAACCACCCAAAUUAUCAGUGGUCUUCAAAUGCAUUUGUAAAUACAUAUUUUUAUUAAUCUACAUGUACAGCUGAAAAUGUGAGUAAAAAAGUUUAACAAAAUUAUGUUAUUAUUAUUAAUUUUUUGUCUCUAGCCUAUUCCAAGAUGGUGUGUUGAUUUUGAGCUUUACUCUAUCUGUAAGAAGAAGACAGGAUAUGAGAUUCCUGUUGCAUUUGGAGAUGCUGUAGCUGAUUUUCCAGGUAAGGCUAGGAGGCUAUGCCAGGCAAGAUUUUUUGAAUCAAAAAUCACUCAACUCAGAUUUAUUACUUCUGUGAGUUAUUUGAGUGAAAAUUAGUCCCACCCUCAAGCAUCUACGCUGUAUUUAAUUUCACUGUUUAACAUUCACCGUCAUUUUUUGUUUGCUUCCCGAUGUCUAAGUACAUUCUCGUUCUGCAGGGUCCAGUUGUUGGAAGGCUGAUUAGCACUAACCCAGGGUUAAAUUUUCUCCCAAGUUUCUUUUUCUUUUGUUCAAAGACAUUUUCUCAGAUAGUUUUUUCUAUUCUUUCACAGUAUCCAAUCAUCAAAUUGUAAACAAAAAGAAUUAUGCUGAAUUUGCUUUUUUAACUUUUACUUCUGAAUUCAAAUGUCGCACUAACCCUGGGUUACCUUAACCCAGCUUUGAACAACACAGCCCAGGUGUGGAUAGUAGUAAAUUUCUGUAUUUCUUAGUAAAGUGAAAUAUUUAUUAUUUUUCCAGGUGAGGCAGAAAAAGUCGAAAUGGUUAUUGACGAUGUUGUCAUUGAAGUCAGUAAACACAGAGGCAUUGGAAGAAUGUAUCUCACAAAUUUUAGGUAAACUAAUGCUUUGCAGUGUUGAGAUUGCUCAGAAAUGAAAAUUGAUUAUGAGAUACUGAUUCAAUUAAAACCCAAUUUUGAUGUUAUAAUUUAUUUUUUCUGUAGGCUUGUGAUUCUUUGUCACCUGUCUGGUCUCACUGCAGCUGGGUAUACAUAUGUGAGUAUUGAAAUAGUUUCAGUUAUUUAUAAUAAUUAUUGUAAAUAUCUUAAAAAGAAGCAAUUUUUUUUUAAACUUUUGGCUGUAAAAAAAUUGUCAACAAAUUUUGCUUUUCCAUUAAUUACAUCUUCCUAAUCCUUCAGUUUAUAAGCGUAAGGUCUGUGGAACCAAAAUAGUCCAAAAAGUAGUUAUUCAUUGAUUUUUUGAAAAAGGUCAAUAAACUUUACGUAUCAAUCUGGCCACUUCAAGUAUAAUCAUGCUACUCCAGUGGGCCUUAAAGCACCUCAGUCAUGCUCUAUAACAUUGUUUAGAAUCAGAGUUUUAAAACAUGUGUCAUGAAUGUGGCAUACAGUGUAUAUGCCAUAGCAUCUAACAGAGUUUUUCUUGCAGGACAUGUCAAUGUCAGUAGCACUAAACAAUAUACAGUCAGUGGAUAGAGGAGAAGACGAGAAAGUACUGUAUCAAAUGAUUUUGUUCAUACCUGCACUUUUAAAGCGCUAGUGUCAGAUCUCUUAGAUUAGUGGCUUGAGGUAUAGACUUAUUCCCUAUCCAACUUCAUGAUUGUGUGACUGCUGGCUUGGCUGGGAGAUUGGGGCCAAGGAUCCAUGACUGUAUAACCACUUCUAGCAUAGAACCCCGGUAACUUGAACUCUGAAGGAAAACGAAAAACCGUUCGAGUUAGCGAGGGUUUGAGUUAUUGGGGUUGAUUGCAAAAUUCAAUUUGCCUUGUUAAGAAUUGAUAGUUACUGAUUUUUCAGUACUUCAGUUUAUAGUGUAGUGCAAAUUUAACUUAUUUCAUCAGUAACAGUAACAUGAUUAGGCAUUUUCUUAUCAUAAAACGUAAUCUGUUUGUUGCACCAAUUAAAAUCAAAUUACUGUAGUGUUUACCAGUGUUAGUUUUAGUGCUUUUACAUGUACCCUUAUACAGUAAGAAGGACUAAUGGGGUGGCAUCCAAGUGGAGUUACAAGAACCAGAAAUUGAGUUAUCUUGGUAAAUUUUAGUGAAUUUUUGAUGAAGGGAGAGGAAAUUUAGUUCGAGUUAGCAGAGAAUUUGAGUUAUCCGAGUUCAAAAUAACCGAGUAAAAAUGACUGAAAAGUGGGGUGAAAUCCAAGGGAAAUUGGACUUAAUUCGAGUUUUCCAGGAGUUUGAGUUAUCCGAGUUCGAGUUAUCAGGGUUCAACUGUAUUUGGACCUUACAGUUUAUGCACAAUGACAUAUCGUGGCCUUAUUUCCUCAAAAGUGUUUGACCAUGAAUGAGCCCCUACAGAGCCCCUUUAAUGCUUCUAUUGUUAUAAGCAAAAAAAGGCCACUUUGGAGCUGCCAUCUCGGACUUUUUUUUAUUUUCUCCUUUGAGUGUGGAAAGGUUGUCUUCCUGAAUACUUACAGUAACUAUUUAAAAACAGCCGCUAAUUCUAAUGAUCAAUUUCAACAUGAAGAUCUUGAUCUCUUGUGCCUAUCUAUAACAUUUUAAAUGUUUUUUUUUUUUUGGCCUUUUGCUUAUUAAGGUUGUAUCUAGAACUGUGACUGGCAACGCUGGUUUCUCUGAUGUAAAGACACUGACUGUGCAGUGCUGGGACUUCCGAACAAUCCGUUUGAUAUUCAUGAACAAGCCCCAAUAUUUGAGCACCUUUUACAUGCCUCCUGAUCCCAACAGCAUGCAGUCCAGUCCAGAUUCUCUUCUUGCCUCUUUGCAACCAAACAAUCAGGAGUAUCUGAAGCAAGCAAGUCUGCAGUCUGUUGGUUCUGAUGGGGAAGGACUUGAAGGUUGAAUUAAUCAAUUGGUUGAAGAUUUAAGUCUAGACUAGGGAAACCGGGAAUUGCCGCUCAAAAAUAUAAAAAAAUCAAAUUGAUUUUGUUUUGGCUGGACUACGCUAGUGACCUCAGUAGUUUCUGGAAAACAGCUACUCUAGAUUGGGGGAGGAGAACUUGGAGAGUUUAUUCUAGUAUAGGUUGGCAAAAUUCAACUGAACUAGCUCUGGUAUAAACUAAGUGUUCCAUGGUCCCAGUGGCACAUCCACACCCAAAAAUUCCUAAUGUACCUAGCACAUGUACGAAGUCUAGCAUAUGUUGCUGAUGGUUAUAAUACAUGGUGCAGUUGAUAUUGCAGACCCUUAUCAAAAAAUGUAAGUUAUGUUUCAAUGAAUCUCUGUCAAUUACCCUUAAAGUGCUUUCCUUAGUUUGGGGUGGUUAAUCUGUAGUUAGAGGUCAGAAUUUGGGGAUAACCUCUUGUGGAACCUUACAUAAUGGCUGUAGGCAGAGUACAUAUUUAUUGAAUGAUUUCACUUCAUAGGAAAACAACUGCCAAACCAAAACUUAGACGUUCCCCCCACAGAUGACUCAGCAGAAAAUGUCACUCACUCUAUCACACAUUCCAGCAGUCGUAGCAGUUUUCAGAUUUUGUCCCGCAGCAGCAGUAGCAGUAGCAGUGUGGCAGGUGUCAGCUCUCAUGAGUCUGAUGGACCUCUUCUUGUUCCCACCGGUACAUCAGGGGUACUAGGUGCUGGAAUACUGGCAGCAGCUUUCAAUGCUGUUUCUGGCUCGAUAAAUAGUGUUGCUGAGAGACUGAAGGCUGAGCCAAUACCGCCUGCAAUGUAAGCAAUACAUUAUGUAGCAGUAUUGAAUUUUAUGCUCUAAAAAUGAUUCAUCUUACAAAAGGGUUUUGGACUUUUUCCUUUUUUCACAUUUUGUGUAUGAAAUUUGCAGGUAACCAGCAAUACACACUCAUACAUAUGACCUUACUAAGGUUUCUCCCCCACAACCCCCCCUCCCCUGUUCAAAGAUGGCUCUAUAAACUGGGCAAGAUGUGUAAAGUGAGGGUCAUCACUAUCCUGGUGGGGAGGGGGAACAACUUGAAUGGUAAUUUCUGCGCGUGAAAGACAAAGUGUCCCAAACGUUUUGAUCAGGAUUGUAGUGUAGCUCUCUGUACAGGACGAUAAUAGCUGUCACAGAUGAGCUCCCCUAGGUUAUCGUUUCAUGCCCCCUUUAAUUAGUUUAUGUUUAACAUGGCUUAAAGUAUAUUGUUUUCUUGAAUAACUUUGCUACUGAUUUACUUCAAUGCUACUACAUUUCAAAUUUAUGGUAAAUAUUAAGAGUGCAAAUUUAGGCUAUUGAUAUAUUGAUGUAUGUGCGUUAGGGUUGCUGUGCUCCACAAUUUAGUGCAUGGUUUUAAAUUGCACCAAUUUUCUGUACAGAUUGCUAAAAGUACAAGUAAUUGCAUAAGUCUGCACUGUUUGUCUUUUCCUUUAGGUUCCUGAACUAUUACAUCAGUGUAUUUUAUCAGAGAUUAGAAUAUCUUGCUUUGAAUGCUGUGGACAGUCCUCCAUCAGUACAUUAUGUGAAGUGAGUGAAGAAGAACAAUUUCCUAAAGUUCACAAUAUCAGCUAAAACAAGCUUUAGCUAGACAUCAAUGGGAGAUGUUUCUGCAUCUCAUUUGUCUAUUUAACUUUAGAGAGCAGUGUUAAUUGCAUGCCAUGCAUGAGAUCUAUGUAUCCUUUGUAUAGUCAAAAUGAAAUGUUACCUAGUCCAACGUUCCUUUAAGCGAGGGGUGUGGCCGGUGCUUUUAUGCAGUCUCUCCAUGAUAUUGUCGUGCAAUCAUUGACAAUGCACAUGAUUUACAAUGAUCGUUGAAUACAUGUGUAGAAUUGCAAGAAACAUGGAUGCUCCCCCUUUUGACUUCCUCCCCUGUGCUUGUACUCGUUGCAGUUUCUCACAUUCCUCCUGUGUGAUGUUUAGAGUAGAAACGCUGUGAAUUUUAUUGGGAAGUGUUUCUCUUCUAUGCAGGGCUUUUCCGAAGGAUACAGAAUUAAGUGGCUGGAGUGUAUAUGAUUUUCAUGAAGAGUUUGCAAGACAGCAGGUGCUUACACUGUUACCGGUCUUUUCGGUACAAAGUCGUUUCGAUGCAAGUUUAUUCAGUCGAGUUGUAGAUAGUUGCAGGUACUUGACUUAACGAACGAAGAAUAUUCACCCAAAAUGUUUUUCUGGUUUACGCGCAAACUAUAUCUAAAGUGAUCGAAAUUUUUGUGCAAUUUCAUUGCUUGAGUUUGUAUCGAAACGACUUUGUAUCAAAACCACCGGUCACCCUUACGUUUUGUUACUUGUAAGCGUGGACAUAUAGGGAAAAGUCUCUAUCAUAUUGAAAUCCGUCUCAAAAAAUGUUAUUUACUGUUUUCCGUGUGUGUGUUUUGUUUUGUUUUUUUUCUUUGCUUGUUUAUACUGCAGUCUCUGCGAGGAAAGGGUGUCUUUACUGUCCUUUAGAAAGAUUAUGACGGUCCCUUCUGGCCUUUUCUGUCUUUUCCUUGCGCGUUUGCCUCGUUCACUCGCACGUAACAUGCUUGCCCGUGCAGGGUAUAUGUUAACACCUCUGAUGUAAUGCGAGACGUUCUAGAUGAAUGGGGGAAUCACCAUUAAGUAGAAUCGCACGUGACAACAUCGUUAAUAAAGACGAUGCAACCAUCUACAACAAUGAUGAAAAUCGUGACAUUUCUUAGCUAUUCGGUAUUCGACGAGCCACAUUAUUUAAGAAACCAUAAAGAAACCUUAAAGCCUUCGAGUCUUCCCUCUAAACAACGUUUGGUGAUUUGAUAUUCAUAGUACUUUCACAAUUUGUUUAUUUUGCACCAGAUGUCCGUAGGAAAGACAAAGAAAAGUGAAUCUAUAGUAUGAGGAUCGACUCUGCUGUGUGCAGCGUUUCGCGUUUUCAUUAAUGUACAGUAAUACCCAGUUUCACACAAAGAUAGUCUAAAUUUAGGAUUAAAAGAUUCCAUUUCUGGUACAGUUACACUGACGCAUUCAAAAUAGCUCAUGCACGUUAAACGUACCUAUGUUUUUCAAAUAUGGCAUUGAACUGUAAGAAGGACAAUAAAGGUAGCUUUUUACUCACUUUAUACAGUUAAUGUGGUCGUGUGCAUGCGUGAAAUUGUGGCCCUCUUAAAGCUUUGGGGUAGGUUUAGGCCUCCUUUUGUAGAGGUCACUUAUUUAUAUUUGUAUAUUUUUUAGGUAUCUGAUGCCUGGCGUGUGAGCGUUGUCAAUCAGCAGUUCCUGCUUUGUAAUUCGUAUCCUCCCCUGUUUUAUGUGCCUGCAGAAAUACAGGUAAAGUUUAUCUAGUGUUAUGCUUUAAAAGGUGACUCGUGGAUUGCACCGUCAGUGACAAUUGUAAAAUUAGGGAUUAGGGGAGAGGGGUGGGGGUGUAGGAGGGGGAGGAGCUAUUCCUCGCGCUCGGCUGUUAAAGACCACAAAAGCACCCUUGGAAUGAAUGUGGCAUCAAAGUGGCGAAAAGAAUGGAGAUGUGUCCAGUUGAGGUGGCGCCGGAUUUUCCAUCCUGGUCUCGCCUCUUCCAGUAGUCCCUUGCGUCUUCGCCUCUCGCUACGAGCGAUGGCUCCACUUCCAAAAAGCACUCCCUGAGUUCGCCGGCUACGCAGGCUGCGAUGUAAUGUUUGUUGCGUUAAAAGUUGAUGAGGGGUGUUGCUUGUUUUUCCACCCGCGCGAGCACCAUGUCUGUUUUAGGCUGCGGCAACUUGUUGCAAAGCUUCUGCUUUGCGCAAGUGUGCUCAAAAGACAUUGCAAAUUGUCACCCGAAAACUAAACCUUGUCGUUCGAGAAGUUGCUCGUGUGGGUGGUAAAUUGGGCAACAUCAAUCUUUAACAGUUUCGAGCUAAAAGUUGCACGAAUUUGUUGUGUUAUCGCUGGGUAAGGGUUUAGUUACAGUAAUACGGGCAACAAACUCGUGCAACGUUUUGCACAACAUUGUUGUUUUACAAGUGGCAUAGUAAUGUUGCUUGUUUUACCAUUCGCGCGCUCAUCAUGUUGCGCAACAGUGUUGUGCCAGCAACUUGUUGCUCAACAAUUUGUGCAACUUAUAACAACGAAAUAUUCUACGGUCGGGCGACAAAUUGCUCGCGCGACUGUUGAAACGAGCAGGAUUGCAAUGUGGCACAAAAAGCCGUUGCAUGAAUUUGCUGCCCGUGUAAUCCGUUGCGUCCAAACAGCUUACUGUUUAUUUGAUUUUCUUCCGCUCGGGGUGUCAAGAAUUGUUAUAUUUUAGUGCUGCUUGAGGUACAUGAAGCACAUGUCUCAGCUUGUACUCUUCUUACAGUAUUUUUAUUGUUAUUAUUUACAGGACUCAACAUUAAGAUGCUCUGCUUCAUUUCGAAGCAAGGUAUUUUCAAUUGUUUGUGUUUGAAUGUUUUUUUUGAAGAAUUUCGAGUUUUAACUUUCUACAGCCGGCAAGUGCGCUUAUUUGCCAGUAAAUCACGAACUAGAAGUCUGUAACCCACGUGCGAAUCCUUACUGAUCUCCAAACAUUUCCUUUAAGAAUUAGAUGAGAGAAUUUAAUUAAAGAUCAAAGCAUUUUCUCUUUGGUGGUCACUUAAUUCUCACUUGAUGUUGUAUUGGUAUUGUUAGGAGAGAAUUCAUGUCAGUCACUGGGGAAUUAAAGGGUUACUAUUCAAACUGAAAAAGCGACGAUUAUUUACUGAAGAGAAUAGCACCUUGUGAAAUUAAAAGCCCCUUAUAUGUGGAACUAGCCAAGUAAAAAAUCGAAAGAGGCUUUUAAAGGAAACAUGGUACAUGUACAAGUUGAAUUUAGAGUUUAGAUAAAAUUUCUGUGUUGAGCUCAUCAAAUGGUCUCGGAGGGGGAAAGAGUCAUCCACACCUGAAAAUCGUGUAUUAUAGGUCAUUUGCACCCUCCAAUCAUCAAGUGUGAACAGCGUGAAUCGAGUGCGUACUUACUUCGAUGGAGUCAACUGUAAAGCUCGGUCAUGUUGUUUGUCAGUCCAAUUAUUCCGUGUGUCUGUUUUAACAGGGCCGUCUUCCCGUCCUUUGCUGGUACAAUGCUAAAAAAGGAAACUUUAUUAUGAGGUGUGCACAGCCAAAAACUGGUCCAGCGUUUAAGGUAAAUUGGGACGCAAUACAAUUACAAAAUUCCCCAUAUAGACUGAUGUCCUAAGGCACUGUCAAAUGUUUACUUUAAGAGCUAUAGACUCACUCUCCACCACAACUCGCGGGAAAUACCUUCAGGCAGCUUUGAAUAGACCCCAAGGACCCCACCCCCCGGUGAAAUCCAUUUGUGUCGGGACGAGGAAGGGGGAGGACCUGGUGAGGAAUAUCAACAAUGUAGGAUGUGGUACAAGAACCGGAAAGAACUUUGAAAGCGAGAGUUAGCAAACUUCCUUGUGUCAAAUGAUCCUCACCUCGCAGAAAUCCUUACUUGGGGAACCAGUUUUUCACAUCAAAUGUGAAGGGGAAGGACAUGGCGAGGAAUAUUAAGACUGAGUGCAGUACAGAGUACAUUGGAGAAGUGGAAAGAGCGUUGACAGCGAGAGUUAGCGAACUUCCUGGGUUCCGAAGAUCCUCACCCUCGGUCUCAAAAUAUCUUUUGUGGGUCAUACGUUCCUCAUAAAAAGCGUCAAAAUCCUGGAUAGAGAACAGAACUGGAUCAAAUAUAGUGGGAAAGAAACCGUCAAAUAUUUUGACAUUAGAUAGUUUCUCAAAAAUUUUGACAUUUUUUUCAAGAUCCAGGGUGUGGGACACCCCCCCCCUUUUUUAUCUCAGGGUCGAAGGGGAUGAACGCCGCCCCCCCCCCCCCCCAUCUGAGAGAGAUUAAGAUUCCCGUUUACUGCAAACGGCAAACGUCAGACUCAAGUUGAGAAUUUCUCAGAAUAGAAAAUAAGCAGAUAAAAACAGUCCCGAACGAUUCCUGUGGUUAAAACUGGCAUAAAACUACUUAUUUUUGUGUACAAGCAACAACGAUUAACCGGAAAAUAAGGGAAAAUCUUGGUCACGUGGUACAAAUUCACGUCUGCCGUUUGACGUAAAAGUGAAUCCUAAUCUCUCUAUUACUUUGGUUUUGAUUAACGGUUUGCUUUGCCACCUUUCACCCCUGUAUCUGUUCAGAAUUCUAUUGACGAUGAGCUUGUCAUAAGUAAGGCAAGAAGAUGUAACAAAUACACGGACAAGCUUGUUAUAUUUGAUGCGCGGUCGAUGUUCGCUGCCGGCGGAAAUAUGUUAAAGGUUUGUUGCUCACUUACUUAUGCAGUCUCCUCUUUAUUUUGAAACUAAAAAUGACGUUCCUCAAGAGAUAGAGUCUGCAUUCCAUAUCUCAGAAGGCGGUCGAACACCUCGUGAGGUUUAGAUAAAGUAUUUGUCAUCGCUUUUUAAGUAGAAGAAAAGCUUCUUCAGACGUUCUUUUCGCUACUCUAUAAGCUGCGUACUUAACUGUGAUGGUCUUCUCUGCAUUUAUCUUAAAAGCCUUUUUAGGUGCAGUUUAGGAAUAGGAAACCCAAUUUAGUAGGAAAAGAACUCAACAAAUGGAGCUUCGAUUAUGUUUUUCACCGAUUUCGGCCACGUAUACACGGCAGGGGACGAAUUUUCGACCGGCUGAAAAAUUUGACUGGAGACUUAGUUCACACAAAACCGUUAAUAUUCUCGCUCUGUUCACACGCAACUUUGAACGUCUAGACGUCUCUAGGCGUCUAAAUUUCCGUACGGUUAAGGGUCGUAAUCUCUCUUGGUGAACGGAACACCUAAACGCAAGAAUUAGACCAGUCUAUCAACCGGUCGAAAAUUCGUCCGCGCGAUACCGUGUGAUGGUAUCCUUAUAGUGAUUAGGGUAGGCACUGAUUUAGAAUGGCUAGCUUUAAUUUAUUGUUUUGGAAACUCCGUGGAAAUGCCAUAAGAUAGAGAAGAAAGGAAGCCAAAAAUUGCAGUUUAGUCAGAAAAGAAGUGAGAAAAGAGAGCUGCAAUUAUGUUUUCUAAAACUUUAACGUAAGGUUUCCUCAGAGUGUAGGGUUUACGAGGUGUCCGACCCCCUACUGAGCUAUGAAAUAUAGACUUUACUAGCACAGAAAAUUCCAGCCUUAAUACCAAGUGAUAGAAGGUAGAUAGACGUAAGGGCUCAGCCGUGACUAUGCGCAUUCGAAACGCUUCCAGUCCCCGGGUUUCUCUCACCUUGUGUCUCCAGUUAAUAAGUUGUAUUUUUUUUGUAUUGCAGGGGAAGGGAACAGAAGACACUAUAAACCGUUAUCAAGGUUGCCAGUUGUUAUUCCUUGAUAUUCCUAAUAUUCAUGCUGUACGCGAUAGUUUGUACAGGCUGCAGGGAGUGUGUGAGUCCUCAGCACAGAAAAAAUGGCUGUCGCACUUGGAGUCCACUCAAUGGCUUGCAUACAUCACUUCUAUACUCAAGGUAAAUAACGUAAUAAAGCAGACGAUCAUUAUCCGAGUACCUGUGUUAGAGACCACUUUUGCAAACAAACCAAAACGUUAUGAUUAGUCAUUAAGAGUAGUGAUGACAGUGACAUCUCUCUUAUAAACGGACACCUUUAAGACAGACAGCUCGCUAAAACCACCUAGAUUAGGUGCCUGCCUUUCUUUACUCCCUUCAUUUGACUCUUAAUAAGAUGGACACAUUGUGUCGAUCACAAAGGUGUGCCUUUUAAAUAGAGAGAGUUGACUGAAAUCUAUCCACCCCUAGUAAAUUGAAGGCGGUAUUUUACUUACACAGCUUCAUGUAGAUAAAUUCAUUGUGGUUGUAUUUCGUACUUGUGUCUUAGGGAGCUGUAACAAUUGCCAGAUUUGUCGAUAAAGGUGCCGCUGCCCUCGUGCAUUGCAGUGACGGAUGGGAUCGUACGUCACAACUGACGUCACUUGCUCAACUGCUUUUGGACCCGUACUACCGGACAAUUACUGGAUUGCAGGUAGAGUGCAGUCACAAACAUAAGUACCUAAGGGGGUGUUUAAACGAUACCGGAAUGACUUUCAUUACGGAGGGAGUUUCGUUCCAGUGUGAAGUUCGUAUUGCAUUCACGUAAUAAAAUUGUCCUGCUCAGCCUAAGGCGUUCUCGCCCGUGUGGUUUUCGCGCCAGGUCAGAUACGCAUGCGUCACUCGCCUUAAACUAUACGAAUCUCGAUCCCAGAGCUCUUCUGUACAUGUCGGCCAGUGAGAAGCGGAGUCAGAAGCGUAAGCACUGGGGUUGAGAAUGCAGACUGCACGAUUUGCCAGUUUCAGUCCGGAACGAAGAUCCCCAGUUUCAGUUUACAUGAUACCAGAAUUAAAUUUCGUACCAGAACGAGGAUUUCAGUCGGAUUGAAAAUCAGAACGAGCUCAAUCCGGAAUGACUUGUUCGGGGACGAAAUUUCGUUUCGGUAAAAUACAGAGGAAUAUAUGGAGAUGAAAUGAACUCGUUCCAGAAUGAAAGUCCUUCCCGUAUCAUUUGAAUAGCCCCUAACCCACAUUGACAAUCUUUAUGCGGGUACUAGGUCGCAUUUAAGCCACGUGAAACCAAACUACUCCGUGGCGUAAAUGACCGCGAGAUUUCAAGGAAAACCUGAUUCGAGAGAGACUUUGUAGAGUACAGUUUAUUCUCUAAGGGAACAACGCGAUAGCGUUUUUCGAGAAUUCGUACGUGCGCGUUUCCUGUUUGAGAAACCGGCCGUGCAAUUUCCAAUCAGAGAGCUCCUAUAGUUCGAGUCUUCAGCUGCUCUGCAAGCUUCUCUUCCUGUGAAGCAUUGGAUUAAUUUGCUGUCGUUAUUGCCGUUGUCAGGUUUUGAUAGAAAAAGAGUGGAUAUCCUUUGGUCACCGAUUCCGUGACAGACUUGGUCAUCUAUCGUGCCCUAGCCAGCGGUCUCCCGUAUUCUUGCAGUUCUUGGACUGUGUGUGGCAGGUUAGUUUGUUUGUGUUUGUAAAUCUCUCUUAUCCUUUAUGACUUCUAUAUAACCUUUUUGUUUGUUUUAAUUUGUUUAUGUCGUUGCGUGUCCUCUGCGCUUUUUACCAGCACUGCCAUGGACAUGUUUUCCCGCGUUUUUCAUUCUAUGCCUAUCAUUGAUUUGUUCUUGCUACCAGCAUGGAUGACGCGUGGAUAGUAACCAUGUUUACCCGGCAGCUACAUUUUUCCCGCUCUUUCCAUCUGCAACCAGUUGUUUCCAGCGACAUGUUUUCCCGCCCUUUUUAUCCUUUGUCAUCAUUGGCUUGUUUUUGUUACCAGCAUGGAUCACGCAUGGAUAGUAACCAUGUUACCCGGCUGCGACAUUUUUCCCGCUCUUUCCAUCUGCAGCCACUAGUUACCAGCUACAUAUUUCCUCGUUCUUGUUACCAACAUGGGUAGUAUCCAUGUUGCCAGCCACAUGUCUUCCCGCGUAUUUCUUUUGUUGAGUGUUCUCUGUUUUUUUACCUUUCUCCCUCGAGUUCUGAUUGUUUUAGAGAAUUUUUUAUCGUUUCGUUUGUUUUUGACCGACCAGUUUUUAAUUCAAUUUUUAUCGUCUUACAGAUUUUACAGCAGUUUCCAACCGCCUUUGAAUUUAUUCCAAUGUAUUUAGUUAGGAUAGCAGAGCAUGUUAACUCUCAAUGGUAGGUGAAUGUUUUGUAAACAUCGUUCACAAUGCCGGUUUUACUGAUGAUUUCGUUUGGUUUUACAAUCCUCGCAUUCUUAUCGAAAUGACACAGUUUUGAACACAGUGUUUGCUUGGGUUGUUUUUGAUACACCGUAGGGCUGGAAAAAUUGCCCAAAGCGGAAAAUACCAUUACAUUCUUUAACUUCCCGUUUGGGUGGUGCUUCAUGUAAACCCGACUUUUGCAAUAUCUUUUGUUCUUUGCAUGAUUUGCGUGUGCAACGUGUGCAAUGCAUCCGCAAUGCAUUCAACCAGCAUGCCAAAAAUCAGAGAUAUUGCAAAAGUUAGGUUUACAUGAGGCAGUACCCAAACAGUAGUUUAAAGAACAUUAUGGUGUUCAGUUUACCGCUUUGGCUAAUUGACUCGGGGUGGUUUUCUUAUCAUCGCAGCAAUUUAAGAAAGUGCAUCAACAUAGACUCAUUUCGAGUGUAAGAUUGGACGUUUGGUUUUAAAUAUUGUCAUUUUUUAAAAUUACAUUGCUCUUCAGCUACAUCACAGUGAUGUGUGUGCAGCAAAGUGUCUUUCUUUUACAGGUUUGGAAAUUUCCUGUGUAAUAACAUACAUGAUCGACAGAAGCUUUCAGUUCCCACUGUCACAAUAUCACUGUGGGCUCACUUAAAAGCUGAUGAAGAAAGCUUCCGUAAUCCAACCUACAAGAAAUACACCGAGGUUUGAUGGAUUUUAUUGUUAAAUUCGACCAGAAAUACAAAGUAACCCUAGCUUUUGUAUAGUCGGCUUGUUCCUUUUCAAAGAGUAUAUAUGAGACCUGUGAGGCAGUGCAAAAAUUACAAAAAUAAGUGUCAAACGUAACGGGGAUCUUGGGGGAUAGAGAAGGGGGAAAGUAAGGGCUGGUUCACACGAGCGACACGAGCGCCGUUGCAAACGCAACCACACGCACGCAGCUUUUAUAGUUAGCAUCGCUUUUUCCAGGCGUUCACAUAUUGGAGCGUGGCGCGAAGUCAGAGAGCGGGAGAAAAGGGGGGAGGUAGAGAGGGACAGGGGCAGAGGGGGGGGGACCUUCGCUCUCUCACCCUACCCCAUCCCCUCCCUGCUUUUCUGCUCACAUCUGUUUGCACCAUCCCCACAAUCUGAACUUGGACUGUCUUUUAUCCCAACAUUGGGGUCGAACAUUUGUGUUUUAGUUUGCGUUGUCCUAGUUCAUGAGAAAUGCACAGGCAAGCGUUAACGCCAUCUUAAUAAAAGGAAAAGUUUCCAUUUGUUGCUUUGACGCUUGCAGUAAGGUAGUUCACACGCGUUUUCUUGUUCUUGAGCUUUCGCUUGCCUUUGCGUCGCUCUUGUGAACCAUCCCUAAACACCUGCCGACAAGUCCAGGAAUUUUUCAGGACGCCCGCAAAAUUGUCGCACGAGGAACUUGUGGAAAAUGUGUUUGGCAAACAGAUUCAGACAUUUACGUCAUCUUGUGCAUUGCUGUUUGUAUUUCCCGCUUCUCUUUUCGCUCCCUUUCGCUCCCCAUGCUCCCUCCACCCGGAAAAAGACUGCUCCGCUGGCCACAGUAACCACCACUUGGGGCUCGUUUCUCGAAAGUCCCGAUGACAAACGGUCCCGGAGAGCUGUUGUUGUUUACAUUCAAGAUCGAGGUAUCAAUAGUUUUGCAAAUAAUAUGAUAAAACUUUCAGCUAGGACCCGCCUUUUUGAUUUGAAUACAUGUAUUUGAUUUCGGGCCCGAAAAGUUAGCGAGACUUUCGAGAAACGGUUCCCAUAUCUUUUUCAUGCAUUACAUGUGUUUUCAGACAUUAUUUCCUGUUUCAAAUCCAAGAAGACUUCAAUUGUGGGUUGAUUACUUCUUACGUUACGACGAGACCGCUUGGUCAACACAAGAUCCCGCUAUUCAGGAUGAAGAUGGCGACAAUGAAGUAAGACAAGUCAAAAUCCUUUCCUACAACUUGUUCAUGGUGGAAAAAACGACGUUUAACAUACUUGUUGAAAAAAACUCUGUGAAAUAAUCUGUUGACCAACUUUUUUUGAUAUACGGUAUGAUAGACAUACUGGAGCCAUUUAUACGAGGAAAAAUAAGACGCGUCUUAAAUAAGACGCGAACUUUCCGUAUAAACGGCACAUUUCGUCUAAAGUAAGACGCGGCUUAGCUAAGACACGUCUUAUUAGAUAAGACAUGCUCGUAUAAAUGGUACAGUUCGCGUCUUAUGUACGACGCGUCUUAUUUUUCCUCGUAUAAAUGGCCCUACUGUACCAUACCACGAUAUGUUGAGCCAAGGUAAAUCGGGCAACAAAACUGUGCAACUUGUUUUGCAACAUUGCUGCAAAACUAGUUGAAAAGCAAUGUUGCUCGUUUUACUAGCCUCCUUCAAACCUAUCUUUCAACAAAUCGGGUUGUUACAGGUUGCGAAAAUUUGUUGAAGAAAGUCAGUAGAGAUUAGUUCUACUUUAUUGCAACAAAAUCUGUUCGUGCUGCGCGUUUUACCGACUCAAGGCAAACCUGUUUUGCAGGAAGUAACGUAACUCCCGAGUAUGGCAUAACUCCCGCGUAAUUUUAUCCAAUCAAAAGUCAGUAUUCACGCAACUUGCAACAACCUGAUUUGCUGCAAGACAGGUUUGAUUCCUGAGUGGUAAAACGCGCAACAUCGCUAUUCAACUCGUUUUGCAGAUAUGUUGCUGAAUAACUUGCACGUUUUUGUCGCCCGUUUUACCGUAGACAUGCCAUACCGCGGAACAUAGAGUGUUUUCAUUGUGGUGUUACGAUUACUUAGCUCACUCACAAUGGCCGCAUUAGGAUGACAGCAUUGCCGGUUAUUUUACAGAACAUCGGCGGAGUGACCCACAUUCUAAAGAGAAAUUGCAAAAAUAGAAGUGGGUUUGGUGUCCAACUAAAAACGCCUAUGACGCACCCUUAGUCCUGUGCCCGGUUCCUCGAAAGGUGGUUAAGUUUAACCCAGGAUUAAGCCAAAUUUUAAGCAAGGUUUUCUUGUAUAAGAACAUGUAACUCGAGCUUACAGUGAUGAUAACAAAGAAUUUUACUCUAGGUAAUGCAUAGGAAGGUAAAUGCAAAAAUGGAACAAAAUUUUUAAUCCUGGAUUAGCGCUAAUCGGCCUUUCGGGAACCAGGGCCUGAUGGUUAUUCUCGCAAUGUUUAGCAUGAAACAAUUCGCGUCCACAGUUUGAUUAUCCACCGAGUUACUGCAUUGCGGCAUUUCCCAAUCGAGCCCCUCUUGACUGGUAAAUGAUCCUAGCCUUACCCCUUGAAUAAAGCAGGUGUGAGGAUUAGGGAGCAAGGGUGGGGCAGUGGUGAGAGCACUCGCCUCCCACCAAUGAGGUUUUUUCUCCCGGUACUCCGUUUUUCCUCUCUCCUAAGAAACCAACACUUCCAAAUUCGUCACGCAAUCCUCCCCCAACGAACGUGGGGCAGGAACGAGUGAUGAAACCCCAAGAACGUCUGCGAGGGAGACUAGGAACGCACGGACACACGUUUCUGGGAACUCCUAAGUGCUUCUUGGGUUAACAAAUAGCAAAAAAACAACAACAGGAACAAAAAGAUUUUAUGAUAGAAUAAUUCCUUUUUUGUUAGCCAAUAAAAACAUGUACUGUUGCUGCUUGUUAAUUUCAGCCGGUUGUCAGUAAGCCACUGGAUUCAGUUAUUUGGGUUCCGGAUGACCGAGCCCGAGAAUGUGCCGACUGCAAGCAACGAUUCACUCAGUUUAGGAGAAAGGUAUUAUUUCAAAGAUUUUUUUUUCUGUGAAUGGUUUGAUUCUCUACACCACUCAAGUAUUUGGUUGUGGCUUGUUAACGCCUCCCACUAACUGGUUUUCUUUUUUCUGUUUUCACUAUGAAUUGCCUCUAAUCAGCACCACUGCAGGUUAGUCAUCGUUCCUACACAUGAAGAUAUGUACCAUGUAUCUAGAAUUAGUCCAAAGUUACCCUUAAGUUACUACAACCCUGUCAGUGCGUAUCCCUACCGUUACACUUGUUUACAAACUCAUUCAGACCCAGGGCCCGGUUGCGUAAAGCAUUAAGAUUAAGGGCCUGUUUACCUGGAGGUGGGGGACCCCAGGUAGGUGAAGUAACCCGCUUAGGUGAGGUAUCCCACCUGUCCAUAUAAUCUCUCAUUUUAAUUUGAUCACGUUUACAUGUUAGGUGAGGUGACCCGCCAUAUGUAACCUCACCUGUCUGGGGUCCCCCACCUCCAUGUAAACAGGCCCUUAUUGUGAUUAUUCUGCACCCGUCCCCCGAAGUCCGAAAGAUUUUCUCGUGUUUUCAUUGUGUUUCCUAUACUCGUUCAUCUACCGGGUCAAAAUUCUUCGAAAUAACGGGAAUGUUCCCAGAAAAUUCGUACUCAAUCUUAAUUUGCUUUAUAAGAAGCUGGGCCGAGAGGGUCGCUCGCCUGUUGCUAAGUUGCUCACGCCAGUGAUCACGACGUCCAGUGACGACAUAGGUCACUUGUGAAAGGGGCGUUUGAAAUGUUAGCCAGUGAAGCGUAAUAGACCUUCUUAGGCUUGUAUGUUUUGUUUUCCCAAUUCAGACCACUUGAUUUUCUCUAGGGAAUUUGCCUUUUGUCUUUUCAUAAAUUAUGCAUACAUAUGCUCGUGGAUGCGCCUGCAUAGGACAAAAUUUGAAAGAAACAGUUCUCUGGGGUAACAUCAUGUAGUCUCAAAUGGGAAAACAAAGCGGCAUACAAGUUAAAAAGGUCUAUUAUCUUACGCCUUAAGUAGCUGCUCUCAUCCGGAGUUCUGUCCAGUCUAUCCUGCGUAGCUGACGGGAUUGCUUUACGGCUGCGGGGUCUUGACUCAUCCCGCAGCUCCACCCCGAAGACAAAAGUUCCCAGCGCGUGUAAAUCCCUAGCCUGCGAAUACUGCAGUCUAUCCUCGGUCCUAUUUGCUAGAGCUGUAGCAGCGAGGAGUGUGGACAGAGGGCUGUAUUCUCAAGUUCGGAAGUCCCGCCAGCAACGAAGGUUAGCCAAAUCAAACUCACUCUCCUAACGUCUCACGUUAGUACCUAUAACUCCUAACGUAACUUAAGUACAACUUGGUUUCUUGACACUGCAUGAAAGAGAACUGUGUUGGCUGUCAUUGUUAAAGGGACCUUAAGCAACGCGAAUGUUGACGUCGCGGUCGUAAAAAAUGGCAACCGGAAGUUUAUGUUUCCUCUCUUUCAAUGCUCUGACUUGACAAAUUCGAACAGCGAGAGUUAAAACAAAGGCAUCCAGAUUCAUUGUGUGAGACAGAAUCGUUCCAUCACACGAGACAUCUAACUUCCCGUUGCUAUUCAUGACAUGCGGGACGUCAGCAUUGUGCCGGGCAAUAUAAGGUGUUGCGAGUAGGGGUCGAUCCAGCGACCCUCGUUAACUCUGCUACACCGCCCCGCUAUCAGCUGUAUGGGCUAAUACGAGAUAUGUUUUAUAUUUGUAGAGCGUGUGGACAAGUAUUCUGUAGAGAUUGUACAAAGCAGAAGAUCCCUCUGCCCCAGUUUGGUUACAUGAACCCUGAAAGAGUUUGCGAAAACUGUUAUCAACGAAACACUAUCAGACAAGCCGAUGAAGAGGUUGGUUUAUGUCUGUGUUUCUCAGUAAGACCUGGCACUCUUUUGUUUAAUUUCUGGUCUCUGUUUCAUUUCAUUGUGUUUUUGCGCUGCCACGUAGCUAGACCACUUCUACCACCUGCAUUCCACGUGACUGUUUAAUCUCCCUUGCUUGUUUUCUUGCGUUUACAAACUUGUUUACUUGUGCUUACGGUAGGCCAUUUCUGAGUAGCCCCGAGCCUCUGUUUCAAAGCGAGGCUAAGUGCCAAACCAUUGAUAUGAAAACGAUUUUUUAAUCUCAUGCAGCUGAAACUCAUUUUCACAAGAAAGGUUUUGCACUUAGCCUCGUUUCGGAAGUGAACGUUUUUUCCUGCUUAAAAGGUUUCGUUCUCCUGAUUUGUCGCAGGAUGAAGACGAAUUUGAAGUUAUAACCCUUCCAAAUUUACCGGGUUGAUGUUGAAACAGGACUAGAAGGCGGUUUAGUGACAGCUCUUGGAAAAAGAAGUCAAGUGUGUAUGUCCUGCGGGCGAAACUGAUAGCAACUGCGUGGAUAAGCUAUCGCGAAGUUCAAGCACUUGUUGCAUCCUUCUCUGAGAAAAUCAGUCUUCCAGACUGAACGAAGGUUGAUCACAUUCUAGGACUUCUGCAAUGAGUAAAGGACGCGAAAGUGAGACUAAAAAAUGCUGAAAUGUUUUAAAUUAUCUUGGAAGAGAAAUCUCCUUGACGUUGGUACAAAUAGCUACAUGUAAAUUACUAAACAAUAUAAAAUAUCUACAUAUUUUUAAUGGUGGUAUCUGGAUAGAGUAUAUAUGACCAUAUAUAGUUGUUAAUAUUCGCGUUGGUAACUGUUUAAAAAACCAAUUGUAAAAAUAUUUCUCAUAUAAUUGAUUGCUAGGGUAAUAUUAGAAUUAGGAUUUUAUUUGAGAUUGAAAUUUGUUAAACCAUUAUAAGUUUGUGAACAUUUCUAUACGUUUUCUGUUGAUGUAUAUUGCGUUUACAUGUUGCAAUAUCUUUAUACUACAUUUACACCCUUUUACAUUAUUUUUAGUAUUGCGUGCGAAUAUCCAAUCGUAAAGGUCUCUAAAUCACCUAAUGAAAUGUUUUUAAUUUAGGCUGUCUUGAGGAAGUGAAAUGGAGGCUUGUUGUAAAUCAAACUUUUGGGGCUUUAGUUUUGUUGUUGUUUGUUUGUUUGUUUGUUUGUUUUUAGCGUUGACUCUCCUUUACUGAAUGCCUCACAGCUGUUCAGCCCGCCACUGGAAGUGCACAUUCUCUAGUCUAAUGUGGCCGACCCUUAGAGUACAUGUUAAUGACGUUGUGCCAACUUCAUCCCUAAAGGCAGACCCCAAAACUAGCCUGUGUACAGGCUACCCAAAACAGAGCGUUGCGCAAAUUUCACCAAACGCACCGCUAAAAAGCGCUUUAUCAUUCCAAAACUAUGCGGUUUAUUGGCUAGAAUGUCUUGCAAACGAAGGAAAGACGAAGAAGUAACUAGUGGUUCUCGAUAUAACAUGAAAGAUGACUCUUUUUCAGAAGCUCACUUUUCGUGACUCUCCUAUCGAGGAAGUAUCGAUUUAUGGGGAAUUUUCCUUUAGUUGUAGUGUUACGGGAUAAACUACUGUACAACAUUUUCAGACGUUUCAGACGUUGAGCUAAAGCUGGUAACCCUGUGGACUGUGCGCGAAAACCCUUCAAGCCCCGAUAUCCGCACACAAAUUCUACAGACUGAUCUUCAUAUAUUUCCUUAAGAAUUAGUGAAGAGAAUUUGUUUAAAGAUCAAGGUAUUUUCCUGACGGUGAUCAUUUUAUUAAUUCUUAUAACCUUUUGUCUUAAUGAUGUACUAAUAUUGUUAGGUGAAAAUUGAUGUUGGUCACAAUUGGAACGUGAAGAGAACUACAAUUUAACUUUGUGGACUCUGGAGAAAAUUCUGUGGUGUGACCACUCUGCCAAAGUUACUUUUGACAUCUCUUGCUUGGGACUAUGUGUUUUUCAGUAUUUUAUGAAAGGAAAUAUUUUUUUCUCUUUAAUUUUGAUUUUUGAAGUGACUCUUGUGAUUAUAUCUGAAGAAGGUUGCCGUAUUUAGUUUUUGAAAUAAAGACUUUCAAUACCACAUGAAGUCAAAUAAUCUUUUACGGAGUAAAACCUCGGAACAUUAAUCAACCUUCAUUAAGAAAAAUAAAUACACAGUUCUACUUUUUUUUCUGUAAAUGUCCAUGUACUGGAUAUAUUGUUAUAUGAAGUUCAUUGCAUCUGAA
This is a messenger RNA of Porites lobata, 23846 nucleotides long. The record is from the annotation of a GenBank genome assembly. NCBI's taxonomy places the organism in Eukaryota, Metazoa, Cnidaria, Anthozoa, Scleractinia, Poritidae.